AUGGUCGAGUGCUUUGGCCCACCAGACACGUGCAACUUGCGUCUUCGAUUCUCUGAGGCUACUGAGCUGUUGGGAGACGCCUCCCUGGUUUGUGCCUUCAGCCAGAACCUAGAGGAGCGACUCUUCGGGGGCGGGGCAGCGCACUCGAGGGAGGAGUUCUUUGAUGCUCUACCAGGCGAAGGACUUUGCCUGCAGCGAGGUGACUUGCCGGCCUGGAGGCGCAUCUUGGCAGAACUGCACGGCACCCCACUACGAGACCUUCAUGGACCGGUGGCUGCGCCACCACUUUGUCUUCAGGACAUCGGAGUCAUUUGCUUCUGUGCUCCCACAGUGGCUGAUGUUCGUCUACUUGCACAAUCGAGAAGCGGAGUGGUGUGGGAGCUGCUGUGCGACGGCAAAGCCUUGUGUGAUGCUUCGCCGUUCUUUGCAGCCGCUCUGCGCCAGAACUGUUGGCUCGAGGGCCGUUGUCAAGCAGUUCGGUUCUUGGAGGAGGAUGCGUGGACUUGGUCGCAUCUCCUUGUUCAGCUGCAUGACCUGGCCGAGGAGAGCCUGUCGGAGCUGCGCCAGCUGUGGCCCGAAGCAGCGCACGGCACGCACGGCGCGCAGUCGUGCAGCCGAGAGCUGAUCCAAGAAGAGAUUCUCCGCAUCUCCUUGUGCAAGAAGUACCUUCUCUCUAAAUCAGAGCAGGAGCUCAUGCGGCACUUUCGUCGAGGCGAAUGGGUUCCACACCUGGCCCUUUUGGACGAACACGACUUCAUGAGGAUAGCUAGCGAGCUGCACCUGCACGGCGUGUUGCCGGCCGUCCUGGGACCUUGGUGCUUGGCGCAGGCCGCAUCAAUGGCUCGGCCAGUGCGGCUGCUGUUGGGGGCUGGCGGCAAGUUCUCGCAGACCGUUCUCGACAGUGCAGGGGCAGUCGCCUACAUUGCCAGCGGGCAGUUUUUACGUGCUGUACAAGGCGGCCAAGAGUGCCAAGAGUCUUUGAGCCGCAUUCUGCUACUCCUAGCGGAGCGUGGCUGCCUCGACCUCCUGCAGCACUGCCAGCGCUGGGACUGGCUAGACUCGGCAGAGGAUGCGUGGCACGUCCUAGCCGAGGAUGCGCUCAUGCCGCUGACGCAGCUUCCUGCUUUCCGACAAGAGCUGCGCCAGCCGCGGUUCCGCUCACCGACGCUGGCGGAGGCCCUGGAACCCUUUCCACGGCUUCUGGACGACCUGCUUGAUGCUUGGUUCGGCUUUGGUGAGGGCAAGGGCAGAAUGGCACCGAGCAUUGCAGCUGCAGAGCUUGUGUGCUGGGCGCGCUGCGGCCGCUUCCGGCGCCACCUCCUCCGUUCAUUGGUGGAAGCUUUAACGCCGCAGUCUUUUGCGAGCUUCUCUCGAAUGGCCCCGCUGGAAGAUAUGGAGAUUGGGACCCUGGUCCAGCAGCAGCUUCAAGCAAACCUGACGUCCAUGUGCCAAGCUCCCCUCCUGCAUUCCGAUACGCGAGAUGCUCCCAGCUGGUUGUUGGAUGGGCCUCUGUUGCGGCGUUUUUGGAAGUUUGGGGUACUCAACCCCUACCAGCUUUGCCGCCCUUUGGCCUUUGUCAUUGCACGGCCCUGGCUCCUUCCCAUACGCGUCGGGAUGUUCGGCAUGGAUCUGCUGCGGACCUGGAUGUCCCAUGGCAGUGCUUACUUGGCAUGCCAGCACCGCUGUGCAGUGGAAUAUCAUCACAUCCGUGAAGCUUUUUGCGUGCUUCGGGCGAUCAUCACCGCGGUCUUGUUUUGA
Molecule: messenger RNA, 1758 nt
Organism: Symbiodinium natans
Lineage: Eukaryota; Dinophyceae; Suessiales; Symbiodiniaceae
Source: the annotation of a GenBank genome assembly